This is a messenger RNA of Protopterus annectens (West African lungfish), 3921 nucleotides long. Its product is annotated as neuferricin. Gene Ontology annotation, cellular component: endomembrane system; membrane. NCBI's taxonomy places the organism in Eukaryota, Metazoa, Chordata, Ceratodontiformes, Protopteridae. The transcript is spliced from 4 exons. The coding region runs from base 327 to 1169 and encodes 280 amino acids. The record is from RefSeq and is a predicted model, not a curated record.
UAGCAGACGUUAAUAUUUACUGAAUGAUCCAUAUUUUUUUUUUUGUAACAGAAGUUGGUAUUUACUGGUUGCUGUCUUUUUUCAGUAACGCCCUUAAAAUUACCAAAUGAUUUAGAGUACUUUAGGUCAGCCCUUUCAGGGGAACCAGGAAGUACAACAAGGAAGUGGAAAGAAAUAAACCCUGUACAUGCUUUCACAGUAUGUAAACAAGAAAGCUUUUGGUCAGAAGAAUUAUUUUUUUACUAUUAUAACUAUCAUGAAAAAAAUACUUUUUGACCUGACUGUUAUGUAAGAAUCCCAUCCAUAUUUUUAUUUUAUUGUUUGCGAUGCUUCGAUGGGUAUUUGCAUUAAUAUGUGUUGUUGUUGGAAUCUAUUUUUCCUCCAACCCCUACUUUAUUAGUAAUAUCUCAAAAUAUGUAGCCCACCAGUUUUCUUUAUGGACAGCUUUCCAGGAUCCAGUACAGUCAGGAACACUGAGGUUGCUGAUGAAGGAGGAACUAGCUCAAUACACUGGGAACAAAGACAGUCCUGGCCUGUACCUUGCUAUCCUAGGACAGGUGUACAAUAUAGAGAAAGGAUGGAAGCAUUAUGGACCAGGAGGGUCAUACAGUUUUUUUGCAGGACGAGAUGCUUCUAGAGCUUUUGUAACUGGGGAUUUCACAGAAAAUGGCCUCGUGGAUGAUGUUUCUGGACUAUCUCCCAAAGAAAUGAUGACCCUGCAUGGAUGGCUUGAAUUAUACAAAAAGGAGUAUAGCUUUGUAGGGAAGCUAAUAGGGAGAUUCUACAGUGAGAAAGGAGAAGCAACUGAAGCCCUGAAGAAAGCUGAAGCUGCAAUCUCUGAGGGUUGGAGAAUGAAGAAACAGUCAGAAGAAGAAAAUAAGCAGUUCCCACCCUGCAAUUCUGAAUGGACCUCUGGGAGUGGCAUCAGAUACUGGUGCUCUAAGCUAAGUGGUGGUGUAGAGAGAACUUGGGUUGGAGUCCCAAGGAAACUAUACAAACCUGGCUCCAGUGGUUACCGCUGUGCAUGUGUUCGCAGCACUGGACCUCCCACUGGUCAAGCAGAUUCCAUCAGCCAUCCCAAUCGAGGUGACUUAGAUGACCCAGCCUUACAACAGUACGAAGGAUGCCAUCCACUUUCUGAGUCAUGUUCCAUGAAAACUGAACAAUAGGAAAUAUCACAAGCAUUUUAAUAAGGGCAGGUAUCUUAGAGUUGGCUGUGCAAACAGGAAAAAGUGACUUUAUCUCCUCCAAGCAAAAUAAUAAGUUAUUAUUUCUAGUGCAAUUUUUCAUUUUACUAAAUAAAUAUAAUAGUUUUACAUAAGAAAGUAUCUGCAUGAUUUUAUCUCCCCUAAAUGAAAUAAUAAGUUAUUACUUCCAAUGAAAUUCUUCAUUUUAAAAAAUAAAUGUAACAGUUUUACAUAUGAAAGUAUCUGCCUGACUUAACUGUACUUACACAUUAACACACACCCUGGAGGGCAUUAUUCGUCUUAGUGAAUAGGCUCUCUGUAAAAUUGGUGUGUUUUACUUGCUUAUUUAUUUUUUAACUACUAUAUUAUUUUUUUCUAUAUUUUUAAUGUAAAAUACUUCCUCCACCAAAUAAUUCAAACUUGCUAUAGUAUAUGUUAAUGGUGCUGAAGGAAGCAUUUUACAUCAAACAUAUAUAAAAAUAAUAUACUGCUUAAAAAUAAGUAAGUAAAACACAAUUUUACAGAGCCCAUUCUAUCUCCCAUACACACAUACACAGUCUCUUCUGCUUUCACACACACACAUAUACACACACACAAUCUCCUUUGCUUUCAUACACACAUUCAUUCACACAAGUUCGGUGUCACUCUCAAUCUCUCACAAAGUGUCUCCACUGCUUUCAUACACACAUUCACUCACACAAGAUCACUCUCACUCUCUCUCUCUCUGUCUCGCUCUCACACUCACAGUCUCCUCUGCUUUCCUACAGGCAUUCAGACACACAUCACUCUCGCUGCCUCUCUCUCUCAUGCAUGUACACACACGUGCAGUCUUUUUUUUUUUUUUUUACAUUUUAUGCUCACUAAACAGCAGAACCACUGCUUAAUGAACAUAAAAAUAAUGGCAGCCAUUAGUUUUUUUUUCUUCAGUCCAAGCUCCAUGACAGCUUGAUAUGCUGCUUCAAAAGCGGCAGACUCGUUUGUCAGCGGGCAUUACUUGUACAGUAAUACCUUGCUGGAGAACGUUCAUUCUCCAAUCAGGCUGUUGAUGUACAGUUUGCCCAUUCUCUAAAAUUUGUUAAGUAUCAGAUGUCCUUCCUUGGAAAGACAGGAGCCAUUCAGUAAAAGAGCCAUGACAUUGUUCACCAACAUCAUGCAGUGUCCCAAAAAGGGAAUCAAAUUAUGGAGAUGUAGAUAUGGGACCCUAAAGUCCAAGGUGAUUUGCAAUAAAGUGAUUCAAAAAUAAAUAAAUAAUUGUGAGAGAAGACUGAAACAGAGGAAGGCUGAUCAUUUGCUGAAAGCAAAGGUACUUAAUCUGAGUGAGAGACUAAGGCAGACAAUCACUGCAGUGGCUGAAAGAGGAAGCCAUCAAAAGAUGGGACAUAUACAAGUGUCUUUUAUGUAUCCUUCUUUAUUUAAAUGAAGGUAAUUUGUAGUUUAAACACUGAAGCUAUUCCAGUGGCAUAGAGUGAAAAAGCCCUGACUACAGCCCAAGCAACCUGGGUGGAGUUACCAUGCCAGGGUUGUGUGGGCGGGUCAUGGGCACUUAAUGUGAUAAACAAUGAAGGAGGUUGGGGAUAGCAUAAUGUAGGCAUGCCUACCAGAAGGGUUUAAGGAUGUAGACAUGGCUGAGCUGCUGCGGAGGUAUGGCAAAAUGCUGCACAUCUCCACAGCAAAUGGCAGGGGGAUUGAAAGGGGUUGGGCAUAAAGUAACUCCUCUCCCAGACAGAUGUAGAGGUGAGCCAAGCUCCCGGAUGCCAUGUUCCAUGACUGUCUCCAGCAAGACACCAGAUUAAGGCCAGGGUGGUGGAAGUCAGUAGCUCGCAGACCCAGCACAGACAGGUGCCAGGGUGCCAGAGGGAGCAAAACAAAUUUUUUUAUUUUAAGGUCUGGCUUAAGUAAGCAAGUGUAUGUUGCAAUAAAGUCACCAUGGUUAUUUGAAAGAUCCUGGAUACAAUAUUUUCAAUGCUCUAGAGGGUGGAGCAUGCCAGUCUUACAAUGGGAAAUGCCACAAGUAUUUUGACUGGGCACUCUUUAAACUGUUUCCUGACAAGUGGGGUAUAGUUGUAGCAUGUGUUUUUUAUCAUGUUUCCUCAUAUUGAUCAGUAUUUUGAUGGCAGAUCAAUAAAUGAGGCUGCAGCUCAGACAGAGACUGUACUUAAUGUAUUAUGAAAACAGUGUGAAAGCAAAAUAAAACAAAUUAAUACAGCUUAAUUGAACAGGUGUUGGAGUCAGAGAGUGUAAGGCAAAUGUUCAGAUUCCUAUCAGGGUAUGUAUAUGAAUCAUUACUUUUCCUAAGAAUUGUAUGCUAAAUGUGAUAAGAGACUUGUCAGUAUAUACACUUAGAAAAUUUAUCACAGACUCGAUAAGAAAUGCAUAGCAACCACUUCAGUUGGAGCAGUACUAGAUAAUGUUGAAAAUGUGUAUGCAAAUGCAGUAAAAAAAUUUAGAGCUCUCCCUGGAUAUGGUCUAUAACAUACUAACUUAUUGUUUAAAAGGUAAAAGUGCCAAUGAAGUGUAAAAUAUUGGUAAAAUUAAAAUGGAAUAGUUCAGAAGAUGAAAUGCACAUUUUCAUUUUGUAACUUUUUUAAAGGAUUAGGUUCCAUAAAUUAAUUACCUGAUCAGCUGAUGACACCAUUUUCUGUGUACAGCAAAUGCAUUUUUGUUUAACAUAUAUGAAGUGCUUUUUGUUUGAACUACUCCAUUAUUAAAUAAAAAGCAAGACUUAAGUCAUAAA